AUGGCACAGAUUGCCCUGCCACGACACCAGGUUACCCAGUCAAUGGGUACACCGCUGUAUCAGAGACGGACGCCGUCCUCUGUUGGAACCGUGGAACUCGUCCCCAAUCCUCACUUCGUCUUCCCUCAGCAGCCGCCGGACUCGCCUCCCCAGACCUUCGACAUGGCCCCCGGUGCAGGUAGGCGCCCGGUCUCGCUGCAGGUGCUGCCCACCUCGAGGCGCGUUCCCAACGCUUCCGCGAAUGCCUACAAGCGGAGGUCCGCCAGUGCUCUUCCCGACUUCUCAUUUAACCCGGGCUGCCCAGGUCUGGCUCCUCCUACCUUCCAGACGACUCCUCCCGACAGUCCCACGUCCACCACGCCAACCACGCCGUCGAAGAGCAUUGGUCACAGGCGGGGAGCAAGUGAGUUCAUCGGUGGUGGUCACAAGAGGGUUGGCAGCAUGGUUCCGAUGAGCUCCAGCCCGACAAAAGGCGACGGUGGAUCUCCACCUUCGCUUCAACUUGGACCUCCCGCAGGCAGAAAGGGCCACGCCCACCGCCGGUCCGGAGCCAUUUCGUCCCACGAUCUGUCGUUCAUGAUGCAGCCGAAUGCGAAUAUUCCUCGCAUUGACCAGACGCCCGCAACACCCAUUGAGAGGGACGAGCCGCUCGCGUCUCUGCUUCCAUCUCAUUUCCCUUCGAACCCGACUCCUCCUUCCGACUCGCCUGAGAGCAUUGUCUCUCAUCAGACCGACUCAGACUCUUCCCCCAAGCGUCCAGCGUCACGGGCUAGAGUUGGAUUCGCGGACACAGUGGAGUUCAUUCGCCCAUUGUCAACGAUCUCUUCGGAAACGGAGGGCACAGUCCGUGGUCAUUCUGUUUCCAACAGUCUGAACUCUGUGCUCAGUGGAGCUUCCAACCCUUCCGGAGCACGGAUGGCCCGCCCAAAUCUCAAUGCCGCUUUCGAGAAGGAGACCAAAUCCGCACGCCCCAGCACCGCUGGUGCGAUCUUGGACGUGAAAGAGACGGGAAGGCACAGUUUCGGCGACCUGAUUGGUUCUAGACGCCCAAGGUCUGCAGUCCUCACUGACGCACAAUCAUCUCCCAGCGGCAAUUCUGCCACUUCGCGUCACCACAAGAAGCGGAGUUUCUUUUGGCUUGAGCACAGGCACAGCGAUUCCAUUGUUGCUGCGAGGCUUGGUGAGAAUUCUUCUGAACAAUCUUUCGCUACCUCGACGGAGUCUGCUGUCAAGUCCUCAUCCUUUGAUGAGCAGAGGAAGACUGAAAAGUUUUCAUCGACGUGCCCACGCAAGUCGAACGGAAAGCCGCGUAAAGUCAAAACCUGGGCCAAUUCCAUAAUUCACCGAAAGCCCAAGAGCCACCGCUCUAAAUUGGAGGAAGUGCUUCCCCGCAGGGGCUCAACUCCUACUCUCCCCACUCAAAUCAGUGUUCCUCUCGACAACAUGGAGACCGAUUUUGAGAUUUCGCCUAACUUUGAUGUGGACGACACUGUUACCAUUGUGUCGCCGACGAUGGAUGAGAACCAUUCCCGGCCGAAAUUGGACACCGACAUAGCCUCCUGGAAGCCUCGACAGAUGAUAUCCAAGGAGCGUGAGGGUAUGAGUCCCGUGAUUGACUUGGAUGCUGCGAUGGGACCGUUCAACACGCCUAGCAUUGGCCCUGUGCCCCGCUCCCAUGGACGAGGCCCUGCGAAGAAGGCAAUGCACAGCAGCCUAGGAAUGGCCAACCACCGUCGCACAGAAAGCGCGCCAGAACUCGUUCCUUUUGAGUUCAGGAACAUGGCAACUGCUUCGGGUCCGACUAUGGCCGACGUCUUUGAAGAGGAAGAAGAGGAAGACACCGCCCCGGCGGUGUCGACUAACGGUAGCAGCACAUCCGUUGCUGAGGCCACCUCGGCAAAGAAAGAGACGGUCGAAGACAAUGAAGAGGAGACGAAUACCGGAAUUCAGGUGGUCGAGACAGCUGAGCCGCAGUCCCGAGGACUGCCGGUGAUGAACUGGAAUUUCGAUGACGCAUUCUCGAGUGCAAGGACCUCUGCAUUGGAACUUCCACAACCUUCUCCGACCACAUCCAGGGUGCCGACACCGGUUUCAUCCGACGUAAGCCCAUGUUCAAUCCACCGCGAGUCCAGCCCGGUCGAAAUCGUCGAGGACUACGAGGAGCCUCGCGCGUCAACCGUGACGAGGUCUUCGGACUCUACGAUCACUCCUACGACAACUAUAGAGCCUGCCAAAGGCACAGAACAGCUUAUGCAUUUGUCAGUACCAGGCUCUCAUCCGUCGCCAAUGUCGCCCGACUCGUCUGGGUCUUCCGUCUUCCCAUCUCCCGACUUCAUCCGCGGUCAGGACUCUUUCGAUACCGCCAGACUCGGAACUGCCGCUUCUUCCAUCACGGACACUCGCACGCUCAACUCAAUGAACUUGGGCGAGCCUGGCCCAGAUUGCAACUCGUCUGUCGAUGACGUGCCUUCUUUGACAAGCAGCAGGUCGACAAUGACGAAUGUGCCUCACGGUAGCUUCCCGUACGUGAUGGCUAGGGCCCCUGGCGACCGCACUUCUUCUAUUUCGUCUAUGUCAAGCAUGCCAGCCGACGCUCGCCGCAAACGCUCAAGCAUCGCCAGUCUUUCCAGGCUUAUUGGUGGUGGCGCUCUCAGCGAGAGAAGCAAGCUUUCGAUCGAGCAGAGACCGCAGUCGGAGCAUGCUGACAAGCCGCUGAGAGAGGUCAAGGCGAAGAAGAGCCGACGCGUCAGUAGGAUGCUGCAAUUCUGGAAGCACAAGGAUUACAAGGAAGCCUCGCACUCGUAG
Messenger RNA from Aplosporella prunicola CBS 121167, 2805 nucleotides. RefSeq lists its product as uncharacterized. Bases 1 to 2805 code for a protein of 934 amino acids. NCBI's taxonomy places the organism in Eukaryota, Fungi, Ascomycota, Dothideomycetes, Botryosphaeriales, Aplosporellaceae. The transcript has a single exon. The record is from RefSeq and is a predicted model, not a curated record.